This is a messenger RNA of Spodoptera littoralis (African cotton leafworm), 205 nucleotides long. NCBI's taxonomy places the organism in Eukaryota, Metazoa, Arthropoda, Insecta, Lepidoptera, Noctuidae. The record is from the annotation of a GenBank genome assembly.
CAGCUAGUAAAUUAUAAAAUUAUCCAGUAAUGUAUUCCAGCCAAUGAGUUUUGUGUUAUGUAAAACUUACCGGUUUGGCGGGCACAGCCAAAUGCACACAAUUUGGUCAUUAUUUUAAAUGUAUAUUGUCGCGGAGAACCUAACGGGUAACCGGGGCUCCGGCUCGACGUGCAGGAGAAGGAACGGGGUAGUUUUUAGUCAGUAA